Molecule: messenger RNA, 1311 nt
Organism: Verruconis gallopava
Lineage: Eukaryota; Fungi; Ascomycota; Dothideomycetes; Venturiales; Sympoventuriaceae
Exons: 4
Coding region: 1-1311 (436 amino acids)
Molecular function (GO): protein binding
Source: RefSeq, a predicted model, not a curated record
AUGAACUUGCAGGACGAACAGACACGGCUUCAAUGUGUGGCCAGUCAGACGUCCUAUCAUACCUCGUCCGGUCAAGGCAGAGCUCAAAGCGCGAGGACGGGGCAAUGGUCUGCUGAUGGGACUUGCAUCGUCCACGUCAAUGCCAAUAACUCGAUUGAGACGAUGGUCCUACCGGAGGAUCUUCUCGACAACGAGACGCGCCAUGAUUUGAAGCCGUACUCAAUUUACAACUCAGCUGAUCCAAUAUAUGCGACAGCAUUAUAUUCACACUUCGUGUUGAGUGACCCACGUACAACAUUGGUGCUUUGUGCCACACGUGACACACCGAUUCAGUUACGAAAUGCUUUGGACUAUAAUCGAGGAGUCUAUGCAACAUACUCGUGGUGCGAUCCUAAUACAGAAGCCGUGAUAACACCGCGUAGCCUCGUGUUCACGGCAGAUGCAACUCAUUUUGUCGCGGGUGGACAAGCUCAGUUCGCCGUCUACGACGUAAACUUUCCUUCUUCAAAGGCCAUCUCUGUUCGGAAGACCAGCAGAAGUCGAUACGCCACGAAGGCUUUUGGAGAUCCUCGUCUUAAUGCUACAGCUCCUUCAAGCCACAUAGCAGCUGUAGACAUCAGCUCUGAGGAUAUACUCGCGCUAGGUACAAACACAAGACAUGUUGCAUUGUACGCCAAUCAUGGGCUUGGUGACCUGAUUACAUCAUUCAGACUUCCUUCACCACGGUUAGGAACGGCAUGUGGUGGUAAGGGCAUCACGCAGAUUAGGUGGAGCGCAGACGGCACCUACCUUUUCAUCGCGGAGCGACAAUCCGACACAAUCGAACUCUUCGACGUUCGGCAAAGCGGUAAACAGCUUAGUUGGCUGUCCGGACGCCGGGCAGAUGUGAACUUUCAAUUGUCAUUCGACGUCGUGCCCACCCUCCACGGCCUGGAAAUUUGGGGCGGCGGAGUUGAUGGCCGACUUCGAAUGUGGAGCAACCCGGAACAGCAGGAAGGGAACGUGAAAUUUACGCAGGAGUGGCAUGUUCACGAUGACCCUGUGUGUUCGACGCUUGUUCAUGCAUCUGGAACCGUUGUUGCAACACUUGCUACGAAAGAUCGAUACGGCACUCGGUCUCAUACAGCGAGCAUAUUAUCGGAUGAAUCUAAUGACAACUCCAUGAACGAGGAAGAAUCAAGCUCAGAUGCACAAAGCGAGAAAGGCAACGACAGCGAUGAGAUUGAAGCAAAGGAGCGCGUCUCAGAACGACCCGAAUCGCGAAUGUCAACGGACCAAUCAGACCCGAUGCUCAAAUUCAAAUGCAAUUAA